UUAACGCCCCUUUAUUUCUUGCACUGGGUAUGACAACAUAUUAGUAUCCAAAUCUAGAUCACGAUUCGUCGAGAUCUCACUACUCGUCUUGUGUGGUGCACGUAUGCGUUUUGGAUGCCAAUAAUUGGAACAUCACUGCCAAUAUAAUACCUCCAAUAAUACUGUAAGACUUUUUAAAACAUAUAUUUAUAUAAAAAUGUCUUUUGUCGACGGAGAAGCUGUCAAAGAAGGAUACGAAAAAGUAAGGCGCGAUGAUAAAAAGGAGACUUGGAUGUUGUUGAAGUAUGAAGAGAAGCAGAUAGUCCUAUGUGGUACCGGUAUUGGCUACGAUGAAUUCCUUGAACAACUUGGAGAUGAUGAUAGGGCGUAUGGAUACAUUCGAGUAGAGACAGGCGACGAGAUGAGUAAACGAGCCAAGUUUGUUUUCGUCACGUGGAUAGGACCAAAUGUAGGGGCACUAAACAGAGCAAAAGUUAGCACAGAUAAAGGCUCCGUCAAAAGAAUUAUAAGUGAUUUUGCCAUAGAGGUGCUCGCUGAUGAAAAAGCUGAACUGAAAUUAGACAGCAUACGCUCAAAAGUGAUAGCAGCAGGAGGAGCGAAUUACGGGACCGGAAAGUGAGAUUAAUUAAACAUAGUUACUGUAGUUAAUGUAUGUAUAUCACCUUAUUUUCUUUGGUACAGCAGCUCCUUGGUUGGAUUAAAAUUGACAUUGUUUCAUUUAGGACUUGUUUCGCAAUAUCACGUGUAUUUAUUUCACAUAACUGAAGACAACCCAGUUAGCUUAGUACAGCUAUAGAUAGGCCUAUUCCAGAGUGAGGACAUUAUUUAUACACGUUCAAAUGUAUAUAUAUAUCAGUCAUUCGUAUACUUUUUAUGCAAAUAUUUCUGUAUCGGAAUAGAACGCAAUCAUGAUAAUAUAUUCUGUAAUUGUUUCAGAUGCAUGAGUCAUGUUAUGAUAUUCAAAUCUGGCAUCAUUCCGGUUGAAUACUGUUCUACACGUCACAAAACAAAUUCAUAAGGAUCCGAUUGACCGGGGGCUGAAAUCAGUUUACGAUCAAAUUUUCAAUAGAUUAUUUUCAUUUUCCCCCAUAUUCUGAUCAGGACCAGGGGCCGCGGAACGGUUUUGAAAGUUGGGGGGGGGGGGCUGAGCCCAAAGUGAGGGGGGCUGACAAUUCCAUUAGAUGGUCAUUGGACGUUUUUACACACGGUUCCACGGCCCCUUAGAAUGUAUGGAAUCAGACAAGAAUGAAUAGAAUAUUGAACACAAUUUUACUAAAUAUCUAUUUGGAUCCCAAUAAAAUUUGUUUAUUAAUGUAUACUUUUGACGAAAAUCAUCUGUACUAUUUAUAUAUACACUGGCCUGGACUACUUCAGUACUGUAUUAAUGACGUUUCUGUUGAUAGAGGUGAUAGCUGAUCAACAUAAUUUUUUUCAUAUUCAAGGGGAAAGAAUAAAUGACAUAUUACGUAAUGUGUAUACACAAUGAAAAUAGUCAGGUAUUGAAUGAAUUGACUUAUUGAGUAUGUAGCGAUUUUUUUUAUACUAGUCACCAAAUGAUUAUCUCUGUCUGAGCUAGUUUGAAGAAAAAAAACCCACCAACUAUACUGUAUCCAUAUAUGUAGGUCGUUCUAAAGAUAUCUCGCACAAUUUCACAUUUGUGUAUAUCUUGUUUGCUAUAAACAUUUUUUGUAUGUCUCCACCACACCAAUUUAUGUUUUGUUUUUAUCAUGUGUGCUUUUUUGGACGAUAUCAGAUUAAUUCCAUUGUUGAUUCUGUAACAUGUACUUACUGUAGUCUGCCAGCACUGGCUUGAAUUUCACACUUUUAACAUACAUGUAUCAUAUACUAUGUCUGGAGUAAAGGUUACACUUCGAACUCUCUGUCCUGUGGUAGAAACAGCCACAUAUCUAGUCUUAUUACUCUGCAUCAUGCACUUUAAGAAAAAAAAAACAAUGGUAUGUUUGUGUAUACUUGCAGGGGCGUCGACACGUUAUUUUCAUGGGGGGGGGGUGGGAAAUGAUCUUUAUAUCAUAUGUAUAUGAAAUCCCUUUCUUGGUGAUAUUAUGACAAUAUUUUCAUAGCUCCUCCGUGUAUGUUGUCCUCUUAAUUGAUACUUUAUUGAGCCAGUCACCCACUUUUAAUCUACACCCGCCCCGUUUUUGGUUUGUAUAUGAGCGUUACUGAAAGUAUGCAUUGGUAAUACUAAUUUGUUAUUUUCGUGCGCACUCUCAAACGAUUGUUUUUUUUAAGAUUGUAAAGUACACUCUUUGAAAGAUGUACACAUUUUUACUCAUUCUUAGAGACAUUAUAUAUUCUUAGAGUAUAUAUUAUUUAUGGCAUUUUAUAGACUUGUCGCAUAGUACCCGAUUUUGUAUAAAUAAGGAGGGAUAGUGUGAUUAUUGUCUUGUAUCGAAUGUAGAUUUAUUUUAUGGUGCUCUAUAGAACGAUGCCCUAUUAUAGAGUUAUUAUUUGGGGUUUAUUGUGAUCAUUUCAUUUAUCAUAUAUGCGUGAAAUAUACACAAUAUUCACUCCAUCGGUCUUUGGUUAUCAUUUCAACUUGUUGGACAGAUAUUUUGCUCCACUCUGAGUCGUUUAAUAAUUCACAUUGUCUUUUUAAAUGUAGAACUGAUUCUUGUAUUGCUUGGUCUUCACGUGUAACUUUUGUCAAAGAUUGAUAUUAAUAUUUGAACAAGUGAGCAUUCCAUUUCAGUAAUUAAUUAGAGAAACCAAUAAAAAUGUAUGGUACUGGUGAUGUUUUACUGAAAGAAACAAAUUGUGUUGAACACGGGGUGAGAAAAUGUAGGGUCGUAUUUUGCACACACAAAAAAAAUCAGGAGAGUACAAAUUAUAAUUGUACUAGAUUAGGCAUGUUUGAAUUGGUCAUUAUUUAAGCAAUCAAUCAUAACGAUUGUUCUUAUGAUUAGUCACAUAGUUGAGUGUUACAGGUCCACUCUUCCACGCUAUACGCUGAAAAAUAUUUCAAUUAUUACAAGAUGUGACGUACAAGAUUCAAAUGCGAUGAUUAAUUUCGGAAUUUAAUCGAUCGUUGCCCCUCUUCAUCUGCAAUUUUUUCUUUAAAAAACUAAUUUCUAAGAAAGAAUUUUUCAUUGAUUUAUAUAAUAUAUGUAUUUAAUGACUUUCUUUUAUUGAUUGUAGCACAUAAUUUUGACAUUCAUGGUGUCAGUAAUAAAAAUUUCUUGAUAGAUUUUGUAGUAUUUAACAAAAUUUGGCAGAUGAUGUAAUAGUGACAAUGUUUUGGAAUAUUAUUUGAAAAUAAUGUUGAUAAUAAAAAUUCUAUGAUGUUCAAAGAAAA
Molecule: messenger RNA, 3313 nt
Organism: Lytechinus variegatus (green sea urchin)
Lineage: Eukaryota; Metazoa; Echinodermata; Echinoidea; Temnopleuroida; Toxopneustidae
Product: coactosin-like protein
Exons: 4
Coding region: 197-619 (140 amino acids)
Biological process (GO): regulation of actin filament polymerization
Cellular component (GO): actin filament; site of polarized growth; cortical actin cytoskeleton
Molecular function (GO): actin filament binding
Source: RefSeq, a predicted model, not a curated record